GAGGAGGCAGCAGCAGCAGCAGCAGCUCCUUCUCCUGCCGAGCAUUUGAUCACAGAGAGGAAGCCAAGGAGGAAUAAGAGCAGCAGCGUCUCAAAGUCUGUGAAGAAAAGCAACAAAAAAAAGGAAACAAUAAGAAAAAGCUGAAGAUGCUGUCUCUCUGCUGGCUGGUUCUGAUGGGAUGCAUGUGCGCUACCACUUCCUCAAAUGAUCCAAACAGGAAAAACAGGAUAUUGGACUGCGUACAUCCCUGUAUGUCUGGCAUGUCAGAAACCCCUGACCUUAGUGGGUUGGCCCCUCCACUCAAGAAUGACGAUGAUGCUGAGCUCUUACUCAGCAUUUUUCUGGCCACUCUGGCGUCUCAGGACAAAGCAUCGGAUUCCGAUCUGAACCGCCGCUCGUACGCCAUGGAGCAUUUCCGCUGGGGGAAACCCACAGGGCGCAAACGGAGGCCCGUCAAAGCUUUUGCCUCCUCUCUGGAAGAAGGGGGCUCCUCUGAGAGGAGCUUCCCCUUUCGGGUUCGCAGACACCUGAGUAGUGACAAAAAUGAAGCAAAGGGGACGCUGCAUGAAGGAAGUCAUCAAAACCUCGGUUUGCUGGUGUCCAGAUUCCCCACCAGAACCGAUGCACUGCAGGAUAAAAAAGAAGGGACCUACAGGAUGAGUCAUUUCAGAUGGGGGAGCCCACGUACAUCCAAACGGAAUGGCAGCAUUAGGAAGCUGUGGGAGGAAACCUCUGAGGAGAAACCAGCCACGCUCCUCAAAAACAUUAUCUUCAUGAAAGAUGUGCAAAGAAAAAUGGACUGAUCAUCACUACAGGAGUCUUUGCAUGUUGCUUCCCGUCUUUAUUUAAACUGCAGAGCUACCUUUAGCAUGGUGUUGAAUGUAUAGUAAUGUGAGUCAAAUGUUUCAUUAAAUAAAUGUAUUUUCUGUAAACCAACUCAUGAAUGGAUGUAAAUAUUGUGAGUUUGUAAAUGUUUCUUCAAUUUAUCCACAGCAACCUUUUUUUUUUUACUCAAAUAUUAAAUGUUAUGCUUUCUGCACAUGAAAAUA
Molecule: messenger RNA, 1049 nt
Organism: Oryzias melastigma (Indian medaka)
Lineage: Eukaryota; Metazoa; Chordata; Actinopteri; Beloniformes; Adrianichthyidae
Product: pro-opiomelanocortin B
Exons: 3
Coding region: 147-803 (218 amino acids)
Biological process (GO): neuropeptide signaling pathway
Cellular component (GO): extracellular region
Molecular function (GO): neuropeptide hormone activity
Source: RefSeq, a predicted model, not a curated record